This is a messenger RNA of Cyphellophora attinorum, 864 nucleotides long. RefSeq lists its product as uncharacterized. The transcript has a single exon. The coding region runs from base 1 to 864 and encodes 287 amino acids. Lineage: Eukaryota; Fungi; Ascomycota; Eurotiomycetes; Chaetothyriales; Cyphellophoraceae. The record is from RefSeq and is a predicted model, not a curated record.
AUGGCGGUCGAGCGCCACAUAACAUUGAACGACAGCCGAGUCGUGUACGACGGCUACAACGCACACCUCCCGGGACCUGCCCUUGUCUUCAUCCAUGGCUAUACGUGUUCUUCUGCACUCUGGUCAGGUCAGGUACAUCUGAUGCAAAGAAUGCGCAGUCUCGCCAUCGACCUCCCCGGCCACGGCCGUAGUGGGGCUCCUGCUGCUGGUCAUCAAUAUACGAUGGAGUUUUUCGCCAACGCAGUCGCCGCGGUCUUGCUGACUGAAGAGACUUCUACCAACACCAAUAACAACAGCCGCGGGCCAGCGAUCCUUAUCGGACACAGCAUGGGCGGCCCCGUCGCCACAAUGCUGCUGCGUCUGCACCCACAUCUAGUCAAUGCCAUCAUCUACGUCGACUCCUUCUUCGACCUACCUGAAUCACUGCUCACGCACGCACAACGCCAGGCCCUCGCCGCCAAACGCUCGGAUGACACUUUCUGGCGCGCAACGAUCGAGUCCUUCUUUACAACCCGCACUCCAGCCAACGCCCGCGACAAAAUCCUCCAGAUCAUGCUGAGUACCACGCCCAAGCAUGUCCGCGUCAACACCUGCACCACGGACGUACAGCCACACGCCUGGCGCCGAGAUGAGGUCUUCGAUGCCGUACCGGCGCUGGCUAUACAUUGUGGGAUGUUCCAGGUUGACGAGGAACGGUGGAAGGCCCACUUGCCUAAGUUGACAGUCAAGGAGUGGUCAGAUGGCUAUGGGCAUUUCUUGUUCAUGGAGGAUCCGGAAAGAUUCAAUGAGGAGCUGUCCGCCUGGUUGCGUGGUGUGGCAGGUCUUGUCGUUGAUGGAAAAGCAGGAAACGGGGUUUGCCCAUAG